Molecule: messenger RNA, 1447 nt
Organism: Asterias rubens (European starfish)
Lineage: Eukaryota; Metazoa; Echinodermata; Asteroidea; Forcipulatida; Asteriidae
Exons: 4
Coding region: 81-497 (138 amino acids)
Source: RefSeq, a predicted model, not a curated record
UUGAAACCGUUUCUGCAUACGGUCUGUCCCUUGCGCUGUAGGGUCUGUUUUCACAGUUGUUGAAACUUUCACUCGCUAUCAUGUCUUUGACGUUGUUCUUUGUGGUUGCCAUCAGCGUCUCUGCUGUGUCCAGUUUGGAAACAUGUUGGGUGUGUGACAGUGCAGUUUCUGGCUACAGCGAUUGCCUAGGCAACAGUCAGGAUACAUCGGCAUUGCUUGCUAAUCAUCCAACUUGGACCGAUUCAUGUGACAAUGGAUGCGCGAAAGCGAAGUUUCAAGACAACGGCCAGAUAUUCAGAGGUUGUUUCGUUGGAAACGAAAUCGGGAAAGAACUUUGCAAAACUCCUGAAGGUGUUUGCGCUAGCGACGACAACUCAGGACGUCGAUUCUGCCUUCAUUGCUGCCAUGGCAACAAGUGCAACGGUGCAGGUACUCUCACGAUGAGUCUGGCUGCGGCUAUGACUACGAUCCUGGCUGCGAUUGUUCUCAAGGCUUAGAUGAUGGUUACGGCUGCAACACCAAUAUGGAGUCAGCCGAUGCCAUGAUUGUCAUCACGUCGGUAAUCCUCGCAUACCUUGGAGCCUGUUAUUUCAAUCAGUUUCGACCGAACGUUUCAUCUUGGCAUCAUUUAUACAGGAUUCAGAGGUUCUCACCGGCUUCCAUUCACAAUAGGAUGCGAGUUUAUUGAGUUUUUUUCAGUCUGAUAAAUAGAUUGUGUAAUAUUAAGCAAGAAAAUGUAUAUAUAGCAAUUACCAUAAAGUCUUAUAACAAUAACGGGAUACAAAUCAAAGAAACGCUUGCCUGAAUGCUCAAAGGACUUCACAGAUGAACUGAACAAUUUUUACUGUAGAUUUGAUAUUCGCGAUUUUACUGCAGAGAACACUUUAUUGGACAAUUCAUUAGCAAAUGUUUCACUAACUGACAAUGUUACCAUUAAUGAAGCUGAUGUUAGGAAUGUCUUCUCAGGUCUGAAGUUAAAUAAAGCUGUUGGACCUGAUGGUAUUAGUAACAGAAUUUUAAAGUCAUGUAGCCAUCAACUUGCCAAUGUACUCACAUCAAUUUUUCAAAUGACAUUAGAUGAAGGUUCUAUCCCCAAAAAUUGGAAAAUGUCAAUGAUAGUCCCAGUGCCAAAGCAAAAGAAGGCUACUGUGUUAAAUGAUUAUCGUCCGAUUGCAUUAACAUCCAAUAUCAUGAAAUGCUUGGAAAGAUUGAUCACAAGGUUUCUCACUAGCCAGGCUAGCUCAUUUCUUGAUAAUCUUCAAUUUGCAUACAGGCAAAGUAGGGGAGUUGACGAUGCAGUGCUUGUCUAUCUUCACAAACUUUACAAUCACCUGGACUCACCCCGAACAUACGUCAGGUCUCUGUUUAUUGAUUUUACCAGUGCUUUUAACACAAUACAACCUCAUAUCCUUGCGCAGAAAUUAUUACCAAUGAAUAUCUUAUGGAA